Molecule: messenger RNA, 468 nt
Organism: Psammomys obesus (fat sand rat)
Lineage: Eukaryota; Metazoa; Chordata; Mammalia; Rodentia; Muridae
Product: WAP four-disulfide core domain protein 6A-like
Exons: 4
Coding region: 1-441 (146 amino acids)
Biological process (GO): negative regulation of peptidase activity
Cellular component (GO): extracellular region
Molecular function (GO): serine-type endopeptidase inhibitor activity
Source: RefSeq, a predicted model, not a curated record
AUGCCUCCAGACAGGCUACGGCUUCCCAAAAUGAGACUCUGGGCACUCCUGCCAUUCCUGGCCCCCUUCUUCUUCCCGUGGAACAUCCAGGAGCCUGAGCUGGCAGAGGGGUUCUUUAUCAGAUCAUGCCCAAGAGUCAGGGUGAAGUGUGAGGUUCAAGAGAGGAAUGAGUGCACAAGGCACAAGCAGUGUCCAGACAAGAAGAGGUGCUGCCUGUUCAGCUGUGGAAAGAAGUGCUUAGACCUCAGAGACGAUGUAUGCAGUCUGCCACAGGAUUCUGGCCCUUGCUUGGCUUACUUUCCACGCUGGCGGUAUGACCAAGAAACUGAGCUCUGUACCCAAUUCAUCUAUGGCGGUUGCCAAGGGAAUGCGAACAACUUCCAAUCUGAAGGUAUCUGCACAGUUGUCUGCAAAAAAAACAACAUACCUUCCUGGAUAUAAUAAGGAUAAGCUGGGAGAAGCUCCGGG